UAACGCAGUUGCAUUUUUUCGUUGGCAGGGACGAAGGUUGGGAUUUAUAUUUGAUCGCCCCCCCAGACAUUACUGUGUACCUGACGCCUCGGACACGGUCCGCGACUUUUCUUCAACUACGACUACAAUUACCCAGAUCCACCAUUUCGCGAAUAUACUGACGACUUCAUCGUCGCCGCGCUUCUCUUCAUCCAUAAUCUCACUUAUCAUUUUCGGUACUAAGCGGCGGCAUUGUCCAAGGUCUUUGUAGGACGCCCAUGCGAUGCACCUACAGCUCAUCCUUGCUGUGACAGCCUCACAUUGUGUACCACUUGACGGUGGACGGCCAACAUAGCCAACCACUACACUUCAAACUCCGAGGCUUCUAGAUUCUCCUCUCUAACCUUCUUAGCAAUCCCUAGUGUCACACUCCGGUAGCGAAAUCAUGGUCUCCACUCCCUCCGCUGGCCAUAAUGGCGGCGUUGGAGGUUCUAAUAGUGCUAAUGCUAGUUCGAGAGCAUCUCCUGCAGUCAGCAAUGUUAACGCCUCUAACCAUACCUCUUCAACAACCAAUGGGACAAAACCCAGGACACAAGUCAAUUCUAACGGAUAUCAUCCCCCGAAUCCUCAAAUACCUCUCAGCUCGAUGCGCAGCGCCCCGUUAGAUCUUAGGUCGGUCGAGCGAAGGGGCCAAGCCACCGCGGGACGAGAACCUCCCAAACGAAAGAGGCUAUUUGACCUUGAAGAAGCUCCUACCUAUCGGCCCACCGAAGACGAAUGGAAAGAUCCUUUCGAGUAUGUCCGCAAAAUAACUCCCGAAGCUUCUAAAUAUGGCAUUUGCAAGGUUAUUCCGCCCGACUCGUGGAAUCCGGACUUCGCAAUCGACACCGAAAAAUUCCAUUUUAGGACGCGAAAACAAGAAUUGAAUUCUGUGGAAGGCAGUACACGGGCGAAUCUGAGUUACAUGGAUGCCCUCAACAAGUUUCACAAGCAACAAGGAACGAACCUCAACCGAUGGCCUUUCGUCGAUAAGAAGCCUCUUGACCUAUACCGAUUAAAGAAAGCCGUCGAGUCUCGUGGCGGGUUCGAAAAGGUCUGUAAGACAAAGAAAUGGGCUGAGAUUGGAAGGGAUCUAGGAUACAGCGGAAAGAUCAUGUCUUCACUAUCGACAUCGCUUAAGAAUUCGUUUGAUAAAUGGCUCACGCCAUAUGAGAAUUACCUACGGCAAGCCAAGCCUGGCGUUUACCAGCAACUUGAGUACGAAUAUGGUGGUCCGUUAACCCCUAGCCCAGCACCCAGCCCGUUAAAGCGAUCAACUGUCAAUACUCCGUCAAGCCUAAGGGCCGAAUCGCCUGCUCGGCACGCCAGUGACAUACUCCAGCAGAGCUUAAAUGUUCCGAAGCUGGAGAAUGACCGCGACACGAUUAUGGCUGACACACCUCCGGUCACUUCGCAGCCUACGUCCGGUGGCUUUACAGCUAUCAAUUCAGGCUUUACACCGGUAAACAGCGGAUUCACAAGCGUCAAUCGACCUACUCCAACAGAUCCGAAAGGUUUCACGCCACCACCAAAGCAUCAUGGUAGUCCUCUCUUGUCUGCGAAAAAUACGCCAGAUUUCCGGCCAUCUGUGCUCGGUCCUGCUACCUCUUUAAAGCGCCAGCUCAGUUCAGAUAGUCUAGACUCAACAAGAAGAGACAAUGGGACCGAUAAAGAUGACUCAGAGAGUGGCAGCAGGAGGAGUAAGCGAUUGAAAAAAGAAACCGUUCCAACCGUUGCUGGAUCGCAUAUGUCGGUGUUCCGACCCUCUGCCCCAAAGAUACCAUCACCCCGGGACGAAUCGUCCAACCCUAGCGAGAAAUGUGAGGUCUGCGGCAAAGGCGAAGAGUCAGGGUUUAUUGCCAUAUGCGAGUCAUGCGACCAUGGAUACCAUGGUACUUGCUUGGAUCCCCCUAUCAAGCAAAAACCGGCUGGCGAAUGGAAUUGCCACAGAUGCCUUGUCGGAGAUGGACAAUUCGGCUUUGAGGAAGGCGGAUUAUAUUCGCUGAAGCAAUUCCAAGAAAAAGCCGCGGAUUUCAAGCAGGGAUAUUUUGAAAACCGUCUGCCGGUCGACCCAAUGCUGAAUUGUUCCAGACCAGUAACCGAAGAUGAUGUGGAGAAGGAAUUCUGGAGACUCGUUGCUAGCACGGAAGAAACGGUUGAAGUCGAAUACGGCGCAGAUAUUCAUUGCACUACCCAUGGUUCCGGUUUCCCGACCGCCGAACGCAACCCAUGCGAUUCGUACGCUUCCGAUCCCUGGAACUUGAAUGUUAUGCCCUUGCAUUCUGAGAGUCUCUUUCGCCAUAUCAAGACCGAUAUCUCAGGCAUGACCGUUCCUUGGGUGUACGUCGGCAUGAUAUUCUCGACCUUUUGCUGGCACAAUGAGGAUCACUUCGCGUAUUCGGUGAACUAUCAGCAUUUCGGGGCCACCAAGACAUGGUACGGCAUUCCUGCUGAAGAUACGGAGAAGUUUGAGAAUGCUAUGAGGGAGGCAGUUCCGGAACUUUUCGAGACGCAACCCGACCUCUUGUUCCAGCUUGUUACUCUUUUAACCCCUGAACAUCUUAAGAAAGCAGGCGUCCGCGUCUAUGCUCUGGAUCAAAGGGCAGGUCAACUGGUAAUCACCUUUCCUCAAGCCUAUCAUGCGGGCUUUAAUCACGGAUUCAACUUCAACGAAGCUGUGAAUUUCGCGCCGUCAGACUGGGAGCCAUGUGGGCUUGCUGGUGUAGAGCGGUUACAGCAAUUUCGGCGACAACCAUGCUUUUCGCACGACGAGCUGCUAUGGACAGCGGCGGAAGGAACUAGCUCAGGACUGACAAUCCAGACUGCAAAGUGGCUUGCGCCAGCACUCGAGAAAAUACACAAACGAGAAAUCGAACAGCGAGACGAAUUCAUUGCGAAGCACCUCGAGGACAAUCAUAAGCCCUGCGCGCUAAAAUCUGAGGAUGGAGCUUGCUCUCUUGAAUUCGAAGUUGUAGACGAAGAUGUUGCCGAGGAAGAGUACCAAUGCGCCUAUUGCAAGUGUUAUGCUUACCUGUCAAGAUUCAAGUGUCUCCAAUCUGGAAAAGUCCUAUGCAUUCAGCAUGCCGGACAACAUGCCUGUUGCGACAUGGCCGAAUCCGAACGUUUUGCUGGUGAUCAGCACAAACUAUAUUUCCGCAAGACUAACGACGAGCUUAACGAGACAUACCACAAGGUAGCUGAUAAAGCUAAUUUACCGGGGGCUUGGGAAGAUAAACUUGAGAAAUUGCUUGACGAAGGAGGGAAACCAGCGCUGAAAUCGCUGCGAAACCUCCUUAGUGAGGGAGAACGAAUACCGUACGACCUCCCCUCCUUGCCAGCGCUCAGGGAAUUCGUUGACCGUUGUAACGAGUGGGUCGAAGAGGCGACUAAUUAUACGGUGCGAAAACAGCAGAACCGCCGUAAAAAUGACAAGGUCUGGCAGAGUGGCUUGCGAAAGUCCAUCGGCAAUUCUUCCCAGGAGCAUCGAGAACGCGAGCUCCGACGAGUCGCAAAUAUCUACCGCCUGAUCGAUGACGCCGCGCGUAUAGGCUUCGAUUGCCCCGAGAUUCAGCAACUGCAAGAACGUGCCAACGCUAUCAGGGCCUUCCAGAAGAAUGCCGAGCAGUUCUUAGAGCGCGGUUGCGGUCAAGAAUCGAUCGAGGAAUUGAUAGAAGAGGGCCGUGCUUUUAAUGUGGAUAUGCCCGAGCUUGAUAAGCUUUCCGAGAUCUUAGAGCAGACGAAGUGGAAUACUAAAGCCAAGGCGAACAGGGGGAUCUUCCUCACCCAGAAAGACGUCAAGGAGUUGCUCGAUGAAGGUCGCCGACUAGAAAUUGCAGCUUACAACGACAACAUGAGAUAUUUCGGAGACAAGUACCAGGCAGGUAUCCAAUGGGAGGCCAAAGCGAAGGAACUCAUUAACGCCGAGAUUGUGCAUUACCCUCAGCUCGAAGCCCUCUCAAAUCAAGUACAAGUCAACGGGCUGCCCGUAACGUCGGAAACUCUAGAUGCGGUCGAUCAGAUUCUGCAUAAGCAGCGAGAAGCUCAUCGCCAAAUUAUUGAUCUGACGGAACGGUCAAAAGAGCCUGACUAUACGAAAAGACCAAAAUACACAGAGGUAGUCGAGAUAAUGAAAAAGUUAGAAGACCUAAACUCUAAGCCGACUGGAACACUUGAUCUGGAAAAAGAACAGAGGCGUCAUGAAGAUUGGAUGCGGAAGGGGAAGAAACUGUUCGGCAAGACGAAUGCACCCCUUCACAUUCUCAAGUCUCAUAUGGACUAUGUGCUGGAGCGCAAUAAUGCCUGCUUCGACAUUCGUAACGAUACGCCUCGUUUACCCGCUGAGCCAGCAUCAAGAGCAGCUAGUGAGGAGAGGGAUCCCAAGGCGCCCCGUGGUUGGGAUCCGAAUGACCCGGCUCUGGUAGAAGUAUUCUGUAUCUGCCGCCGUGUUGAGGCUGGCAUGAUGAUCGAAUGCGAACUAUGCCAUGAAUGGUACCAUGGGAAAUGCCUAAAAAUUGCUCGCGGCAAGGUCAAGGAGGAUGAUAAGUAUACCUGCCCGAUCUGCGAUUGGAGAGUCAAGAUUCCUCGGGACGCCGCACGUCCUAAGCUAGAAGACCUCAUUGCUUGGCAGGAGGAGAUUCCAGGUUUACCCUUCCAACCUGAAGAGGAGGAAGUGCUAAAGAACAUAAUCGACAAUGCACAGAGGUUUAGGAUUCACAUUCAGGCGUUUUGCAACCCAGUUCUUACGACGGCAACAGAAGUCGACACUCAGCGAUUUUAUCUACGAAAAAUAGAAGGCGCUGAGAUCCUGUUGUCUAUGGAGACUAACUUUUUCCGUCAGGAGUUGCACAAAUGGAGCCCCGUAGCACCCGAGCCGCCACCUGUCCUCGAGGUUUCUAAGAGUACUCGAAAGCCACGGCCGACCAAGUUGCAAAAGAUGCUUGCGCAGUAUGGUGUAGAAGACCCCGAAGACCUCCCGGAGAAUAUGAAAAGCAAGGCGAACAGUUUAAAGCGCAAAGCCAUGAAUGCCGAGGCAGCUGCUGCUGCCGCUGCCGCUGCCAUGGGUACAGGAUCGUCGGGCUCUGGCCAUGUUCCUCCAAACUCAACAAGUCCAUCCGCCCAUUCGUUUGGCUCUAGCAGUCAUCCUUUCUUCCGCAGCCCCCAGCCUUCCACUCCGGCCUUGAUAGGCGCUUCUCAUGCACACCCACCACAACGGUCCACCUCAGUAUCAUCUAGCAGGCCCGGGUCGUCCCUUCGACCUGACACUAUGGACAUGGGUAGCUCUGCGGGUCUCCAUCCAGACUUUUUCAUGUCUGCUAGUAGCAAUGGAGGACCUCGGCUAUCCGCUCUAGACCCUGCUAUGAGUAUAGAAGAGCGGUUACUACGUGGGCCGGAGGAUGACUUGAAUCUGCACACAGAUGUCGGCAAGGAUAAGGCGCUUCAAAUACUUCGCCUGACUGACACGGGACGUAAAAGAGCUGAGGAGAUUUUCGGACCGGAUGUAUGGAGUCACAGUCGUGAUGAUGCCGUGUUCACGGGUAGAUCUAGCAUCGUCCAAGCCCAACAAGAAGAUAAAGAUGUCGAUAAGAUGUUUUCGGAUCUCACUAAUGCCGACGAUGACGACGAAACGAAGAGGGAACGGCAACGGGAAAAGGAACGAAUGAGUGUCACAGCCGAUAGCUUCGAAGCGGAGCGUAACGCGAUGGACAUGGAAGAUUCCGAUUAAAAAAGACUGGUCGAAACUUUUCGAAAUUACCAUUGCGUUGGAAGGCUCAUAUUUGAUUUAACGGAUAUGGUUGUGCCUGAUAAUCGAUGCAAAAUACUUUGCCAGCAUGAGGUCUUCUAGGAUUGGCGUAUGAGCCAUGAAACAUUGCCACGGCGUACUGGGUUGUGUCUAUUUGCUUCAUUCAUCGUCGCAAUACAAAAGCAGGCAUGUGAGGGAGGUUGCUACGCAUCACAUAUAGAGGCGUUAUUACGGUUUAGGUUGCAAACGAAAAUUUCCAUUCACCAUGUACUACUACGAGCCCAUCUCGAGCUUGAAGAAUUCCGAUUGCACAACAAUGCAUUAGAUAGGCGUUUUUGUUCAGGUCACAAUACGGUAUACCUCGGUCGAUUUCAAUGGAAAGGGAUUAGGAGGAGGGACCGAUACCUUAUUUUGCUUGCUUUACCCUGCCUGCCUAUCAGGUAACUAGGUAGAUAGCUAUUUGAAUUACGAAGCUAGCUAUUAUUUAUUCAAAGUUCUUGUCAUG
This is a messenger RNA of Hypoxylon fragiforme, 6263 nucleotides long. Its product is annotated as PLU-1-like protein. Gene Ontology annotation, molecular function: DNA binding; histone demethylase activity. Gene Ontology annotation, cellular component: nucleus. Gene Ontology annotation, biological process: chromatin remodeling. Lineage: Eukaryota; Fungi; Ascomycota; Sordariomycetes; Xylariales; Hypoxylaceae. The record is from RefSeq and is a predicted model, not a curated record. The transcript is spliced from 5 exons. The coding region runs from base 425 to 5740 and encodes 1771 amino acids.